Anoplophora glabripennis (Asian longhorned beetle) is the source of this 1076-nucleotide messenger RNA. Its product is annotated as vasorin-like. Gene Ontology annotation, cellular component: heterotrimeric G-protein complex. Lineage: Eukaryota; Metazoa; Arthropoda; Insecta; Coleoptera; Cerambycidae. The transcript has a single exon. Gene Ontology annotation, biological process: sensory perception of taste; phospholipase C-activating G protein-coupled receptor signaling pathway. Bases 61 to 1011 code for a protein of 316 amino acids. Gene Ontology annotation, molecular function: G-protein beta-subunit binding. The record is from RefSeq and is a predicted model, not a curated record.
UAUAAAACCAUUAUGUUAAACAGAACAGCAGUGCAUUAAACGUACCGUGAUAUCAACGAAAUGAAGAAAAACGUGAGAUUUUUAUUAUGUUUCAUUUCUUUGGUGAAACUAACAGAAUGUAGUGGGUGUCCAGAAUCAGUGAAAUAUGCAGUCCAGACGGUGACCGAAGACUAUACCUAUGAAACAAAGCAUUUCGAUACAAAAGUUAUUUCGCCAAGUGAAGACACGUUUAGUAUAACUUUAGAGAGUGAUGUACCAAUUCUUUGCAAGGGAAUGUUGAACAUUACGAAACCUACACAUCAUUUCUAUGGUUCAAGCAGCGGUAUUAAAGAAAUAGAACCCGGAACAUUUGAAAACCAGAAUAUCGACUCUCAACUGCUUCUGCCGUAUAAUUCUCUAACGGUUAUAAGAAGAGGUACCUUCAGAAAUAUGAUAAUUACCCAACUGGAUUUAACUUAUAAUAAAAUUACUACUAUAGAAAAGGGAGCUUUGCAACACUUACCACUUUUGAGUAUACUUAAUUUAGGAAGGAACAGAAUCAAGGAAUUUCACCCAAAUUCCAUAGUGUCCACUCCGAAGCUUUUAUUUUUUGACAUGUCUCUAAACAAGUUAGAAAAACUAGAAGAAAAUCAUUUCUCUUUUAUGAGUAAAGAAAGGAACGUUGGGAUUGGACUUGCUGAAAACAAACUAAGAGAAAUCCAUCCCAAAGCUUUUAAGGGCAUUGACGUUUUCACUUUAAACUUGACUGGUAAUCAUUUAAGUGCUAUACCAAAGGAAGUUUUUGCAAAUAACAAGUUGUCCUACCUAGCCAUAGCUUACAACGAUUUAACGCAUUUGGACCAAGAAUUCUUCGAUAUGAAUACGACAAUCCUGAGAGAUGUUCAGCUUGAGGGAAAUCAUUUUAACAAGAAAACACUUAAGAAGCUGAAACCAUUUAUGAAGAUAAUUGAAGAGAACAGAAGGCAGGAUCAACGAUAUCACCAGUUUGAUGAUACAGUCCAUUACAGAUGAUUCAAUGAAUUUCAAAAUGUGUGAAAAGUAAAUUGUGAAGAAAAAUAAAAUUGUCUGAUAAUGUG